UCAAUCAUAAUCAAUAAUGAUAAUAAUAUAAUAGGUAUCCUACACUAAAUACAAGUAACAGUUUAAUAUUUAUAAUUAAUCUUUUAAUUUAUUACAAGUGUAUGUGAAAAAUGCAUUAAAGCAUAUAACAAAUUUGCAUGAAAGUUCUGAGGUCUUGAUUUAAAUAAAUAAAUAAAUAAAAAGUUAUUUAGAUAAAAUAUUUUUAUACUUAUAAACAAAAUGCACUGUAUAGAUUAAAAUGCCAUUUUUGUAUAAAAGCUACCAAAUGCAUAAAAUGUAAAGAAAAUGCCUAAAGGUUUCAAAAACAAGCACAAGUCUGGUCUCCUAUCUGAAGUGUGCAGUGUUUACGGCAGGUGUCUAACCUCAGUCACACUUUUAUUACUCUGCACUGUUCAAUAAUUCACAGGCCACACGGGUGACAAUAGCUCACCAUUUUCCUCUCUCACAAACAGGACGAGACGGGAAGGAGAGGGUCAUCUGUCAGUCUGCUUGCUUGCUUGUUGUUUAGUCUGUGGAUGUUGUUUAUUUGUUUGUUGUGCCACAGUGACAGAUCAAGAUGUCAGGACAAAACAGUGAUCAACUGCAUCGCACCACUCUGGGCAUUUAUACGAGCAUAAUAGAGCAGUUCAACCCGAGCCUGCAAAGACUGGUGUCACUGGGAAACAGCUACAUUCAGGCUUUCCAAGCACUUGCUGCCACCAGCGAGGCCUAUUUCGAUGCUCUGUCUAAGAUGGGUGAACAGGCCAUGCUGAGCAGGUCCUCACGUUUACUGGGUGAUGUGUUGAUACAGAUGUCAGACAGUCAGAGGAGACUCACCAACGAGCUGGAGGGAGUGUUUCGCUGGUUCCACUCGGAGGUCCUUCAAGAGAUGGACAACAAUGUCAGAUUGGAUAAAGAUUACAUAUCGACCAGCAGGAGGAGAUAUGAGAUGGAGGUGAGAAACCAGGCAACAGCACUGGAGAGACAGAUGAGGCGAGGAGUACCGCAGGAUGGCAGUGAAUAUGUGCACUUUCUCAAGGAGUGUCAGAAGGAGGCGUUAAAGGAGGAGGAAAGGCGAUAUCGAUUCCUGGCGGAAAAACACUGUGGGCUGACUCAGUCUAUUGCUCAUCUCAUGAACAAGACAGGGGGCAGCCUGCAAAACAGAGCAGAGGGGUGGAAAGAUCUGGUGGAUCACACAAGAGAAUCCCGUUCACGCACUCCUUCACGGCUGGAGGACAACAUUCCUGAUGUUAACCGCUGGGCAGAGCAGCCGCUGGGCACAGUGCCCUCUAGAGGCCCUUCCCCUCAGCCCAGUCGUUCCAACUCAACUUCAGGACAGGCUGGAGCCAGAGUGAUGCGUGCACUGGUGCCACACCCACCUUCUGCAAACUCCACCCUCCUGCCAUUCGCCAAAGGAGAAAGCAUUACACUUCUCGUCAAAGAGCCAAGGAACGGCUGGCUGUUUGGACGCGCUGACAGCUCUGGACGGCAAGGCUGGUUCCCUGCUGCUUACGUGGGCCUCACAGAUGGACCACCUGGACCACCUGUUCCCAGCAGCAGCUCUUUUAGAAGAAGCAACAGUAUGAACAAUCUCCUGGACCAGCCCUUCAGCAGCAGCCAGCAAGCAGCUCCACCUGCGCCUGCGCCUGCACCUCCACCACCACCACCUCCAUCAACCAGAUCCAGCAGCUCCAGACCGGUCACUCCGACUCCUUCAGAAAACAGAAGACAGGAUAGCUACGAGUCUCGACCAGCACUGUUUCCAAGAGGCACAAAUCCAUUUGCCACAGUCAAGCUGAAACCCACCAAAACCAAUGACCGAUCAGCUCCUCGCAUAUGAAUCCUUCAUCCAAUGGCAGAUCAGCGCCUUCACAAUUAUUCAAUAGCUAAUCAGCGCCGCACAUUUUACUGUACAUUGUUUCCGCCACAUUCAAAAGCAUUAAUUUUCCAGCAUAAUCAGAACAAAGCAUCACAUUUGAGACAAUACAACUCAACAAUGAUCAAUGAGCAGUCGUAACGUACCUUUAUCUGCAGGCUGUUGAAGAAUUGGAGGCAGCAAACUCUAUUAAUAACACUCCUUGAUAUGCAAUGGGCGCCAUAAAGUAUCUGGACAACUAAAUCCACGCUUAAAUGGUGUGAAUUUUGUGGCGUGGAAUAAUUAAACAAGUACUGCAGGUGGUUUUUUAUUGGAUGUUGAAGCCAGAUCAGAAGUUCACCCAGGUGUCCUGUAAGAUUAACCACAGGUGCAGUUCAUCACUGUAAUUAACGGCAUUUUGCACUAAUGGAGGGUUUCAAAUGCAAUAUAUUGCUCUCUAAAGGGAAUCCCAGAGAGAAAAUGAUGGACGUCAUAUUUAAGUGCCCUUUUAAAGCAAAGUGUUUAAAACUGGCUACUUUGAAGAGCCCUUUGAAAUGAAUGAUCCUUUGAGCAGGGAAGUUUUUUGACAUCGAACAACCCUUGAAAGAGCUUAGGAUACAGGAAUGAGCCCUUCUAAGGGAAGCAUGCUACAACAUUAGAUUUUUAUCAUUUGAAAGCAAAGAAAUGUUAAAAAGGCUCUUUUUGCGAAAUGUUUGGUUUGAAAGGAGCAAGAAAUGGUGAUUUUUUUAGUUUAAAAAAAAUAUGCACUUGGUUUAAUGUCUCCUCAUUUUUUUAAAUCUGGAAAUGUAAAUAGAAGAUAACUCAAACACUUCUAAGUGCUUAGAAUAGAUAAAUGCAUAUGAGAUACAUCUACAUACAUAUAAUCGUACAUAAUUUGUACUCUGUAGGUGAAUAUCGUUGUUAAAGCAUCACUGAAUGCACUUUAUGAAUGUAUUCUGUCAUAUUAUUUGCCACCAGGGCUGGUUUAACUACAGUUGUAUGUGGUUUGACCUCUGAGACCCAGCGGCUUCUCUGAUAAGCGACCAUUGGCCUCUUUUUCUCCCGCUCUAUGCUUGAACUUUGUCUCUCGGCUCAGUUAAUCCAUCUGACGGGCCCAAUUAUAAAAUGCCCUUAAAUUGGCUGCUCUGUCUGCUUAAGUGCCUAUAAAGCGAAUGUUCAUUUUAACCUUGACAGUAAUUGGUGUGACCUUCUCCUGAGGUGUCAGAGCCAUUAGUACAAGCCCAUUUGUAGGGAUGUCUUGCAUCUCAUCAGCUACUUCUUUUUUUUUUUUUUUUGAGAAUAUUUUUCUGUUUAAUUAAUGCUGAUUAUUCGAAACAUAAACAUGCACCUAUAUGUGCACCUGUGAUUUACACUUGUUAGGCUUUGACUAGAGAACACAAGGACAAGAUGCAGAGGACAUCACAUGUGAUAUAUCUUCUUGAUCUUGUUGUUAAAUUAAAUGUUUGAAGUUAAUGUCUCUGAAAGGGUCAUUUUUAAAGAGUUUGUAGGACAGGUCGGCUUUGAUGCGUAAUAAAUGUAUCAAAUGUGUCUUUCA
Molecule: messenger RNA, 3389 nt
Organism: Danio rerio (zebrafish)
Lineage: Eukaryota; Metazoa; Chordata; Actinopteri; Cypriniformes; Danionidae
Source: RefSeq, a predicted model, not a curated record